Molecule: messenger RNA, 2220 nt
Organism: Pimephales promelas (fathead minnow)
Lineage: Eukaryota; Metazoa; Chordata; Actinopteri; Cypriniformes; Leuciscidae
Gene: hnrnph1
Product: heterogeneous nuclear ribonucleoprotein H1
Molecular function (GO): RNA binding
Source: RefSeq, a predicted model, not a curated record
GCCUCUUUUAGUUUCUGAAUCCGGUGAAAAGGGACGUUUAUUUCCCGUUCAUACGCGAGAGCCGUUCAGUUUCUCGUUUUUUUAUUAUUCAUUUACUUAUUAUAGACGUAUAUACGAAGUGAUAAAAUACUUUAUUAAGGGGCAGAUAAAACGGAUUGCUUCGGUUGAGUAGACGAAGCGUAUUUGGGGGGUUAUCAGAAGCAGGGUUAUUUCCAGCAUGGCGGAUGGAGAGGGGUUUGUGGUGCGAGUCAGAGGUUUGCCCUGGUCCUGCUCUGUUGAUGAAGUUCAGAGGUUUUUCUCAGAAUGCAAAAUUGCCAACAAUGGAACAAGCAUACACUUCACAUAUACACGGGAAGGACGACCAAGUGGAGAGGCAUUUGUCGAGUUUGAAUCGGAGGAAGGUCUUAAAAUCGCAGUGAAGAAAGAUCGUGAAACCAUGGGGCACCGUUACGUAGAAGUAUUCAAAUCCAAUAGUGUUGAGAUGGACUGGGUUUUGAAGCACACCGGACCAAACUGCCCAGACACAGGAGGAGACGGCCUGGUUAGGCUUCGCGGUCUGCCCUUCGGAUGCAGCAAGGAGGAAAUUGUCCAAUUUUUUGCAGGGUUGGAAAUCGUGCCAAAUGGGAUAACAUUGCCGGUGGACUUCCAGGGGAGGAGUACGGGGGAGGCCUUCGUGCAGUUUGCUUCACAGGAUAUAGCCGAAAAGGCUCUAAAGAAACACAAGGAAAGAAUAGGGCACAGGUAUAUAGAGAUCUUCAAGAGCAGUCGCGCGGAAGUGCGCACACAUUAUGAACCCCAGCGUAAGGUCAUGGGCAUGCAGAGACCGGGCCCCUACGACAGGCCGGGUGGAGGCCGCGGCUACAACAGCAUGGGAAGAGGAGUCUCCUUUGAGAGAAUGAGACGUGGAGGCUACGGUGGGGAUGGCCGUUAUGGUGAUGGCAGCUCCUCGUUUCAGAGCACAACAGGGCAUUGUGUGCACAUGAGAGGUCUUCCGUACAGAGCCACUGAGACAGACAUUUAUAAUUUCUUCUCUCCACUGAACCCGGUGCGUGUUCAUCUGGAGAUUGGUCCUGACGGCAGGGUGACGGGCGAGGCGGAUGUCGAGUUUGCCACGCAUGAGGACGCUGUGGCUGCCAUGUCAAAAGACAAAGCCAAUAUGCAGCACCGUUAUGUGGAGCUGUUCCUAAACUCAACAUCAGGGGGCGGAAGCGGAGGAUAUGGUGGCCAAAUGAUGGGCGGUAUGGGAAACCAGUCGUCAUACGGACACAGCAGCCAACAGAUGGGCUCUGGCUACAGCGGUGGUUAUGGUAACCAGAGUGGCAUGGGGGGCUACAGUGACUACAGUGAGUGUCAGCUCUUCCGUAGCUCUGCUAGCCGGUUCCAUGCCAAAUCCUAUCGCCCUUGGACCCCUAGGGGUAGCUGUUUGUAAUGCCUGAUUAAAAAGCCUUUCGUGUUAUCCUGUUGUAGCCGAUCAGGUAAAUACAAUCACCUUUAAACGGUACUCCAAUGCCAAUAUUAUCAUUUUGAUAAAGUUUGUCUGGAUUUCACAUUGCCUAUUUAGUAUCUUUCUGUUGUGCUACCUAAAUAUAAUGAAUGUGUAUCCUUAGAGAUUUUUACAAAAAAAAGAAAAAGAAAAGGUGUGGUGAUAUUUAACACAGAGAGCACAAUUCAAUGAAAGUUUAUGAUUGCAUGUUGGUUUGCUUACCAACUGAAUCAAAGACAAGCGUUUAUUUUUAUGGUUUUAUACAUGACAGUUUGGACACAAGAUAUAUAAUUAAAGUAAAAUAUUUAUUGAUGUUAUGUUUUUGAUGCAUGUUGCUUAUGAUGCGUUUUGGGAUUAAUAAUUGGGUUCCAAAAGGAGUUCUUCAAGGGAAUGGAAUUUUUAGGGGUCCAAGUGAGGUAGAAUUUGAUGCGUCACUGAAGGCCCUAUAACAUGACCUCCAUCAAUGCAUGCUAUCUCUGGCACUGGAUUUCGUGCAGGUCAAAUGGUUUCACCUUUGACCCCACCUGACUUUUUAGAGCAUAGUUAUUCAUUGACAAACAGUUCACCAGGUUUCAUUGCCCGUGUUGUGUCAGUGUAAAAAAAAAACUUUAUAAUGUGAAAUGCAUGUUAUUGCUUUCAAUGUUUAUGUCGUUCUUGAGACAUUUUAAAGGAGUAGUUCACUUUUAAAAAACUUUUGCUGAUAAUUUACUCACCCCCAUGUCAUCCAAGAUGUCCAU